Molecule: messenger RNA, 6435 nt
Organism: Durusdinium trenchii
Lineage: Eukaryota; Dinophyceae; Suessiales; Symbiodiniaceae
Source: the annotation of a GenBank genome assembly
AACGAGGGCUUGACGGGUCAGGAACCUCGCACAUGCAGCGCCUUGUGCUGCUUUUUUUGUUGGCCAAUGGAGCUCCCCAUUGGGUUUUGCAUCAGGGUGAAUGUGACAUAAAGGAGCCUUGCAUCAUCGUGCCUGCAAGUUCCAACAACAGCUGCAUUUAUGAAGCCAUGCUUGAGCCUGGUUGGGAAGUUCGCGGGUACAAUGCAACCCUCAGAGAAAGCAGCUUCUCGAAAUAUUGCAUCUUGCAAACUUCCUGCGAAUUUGUCACCUGUGAACCAGGGAGCACGAAGCGAACAAAUGCAGCAGAGAUUGUAACAGUGCCUGUGCAUCAACAUGAUCCCGAUUGGUGGAUGGAGUUCUGCGAAAAGGUUGGCUGUGUCGACCAGGUGGUGCUUGAAGCCACCACGAUGCCCGCCCUCGGAGCACAACAGCAGCAUGCCUGCUGUCAGCGCAUGUGCAGGAGCGUUCACUGCCCAGCCGGCUUCGAACGCGUGCCAAAUGCAACUCUGGUUCACGGUGAUCCUGUUUCUGCUUGUUGCAGGAAGAUGACAGCGUGCAAGAGGAACUCCAAUUACAAGCCAGUUGACAUGUUGGGCAUCAAACCAAGCAAGGUCCAGUCAGCAGCAGAAUGCUAUGAAUUGUGUGAAAGGACUCCGCGUUGCGCUGGCUUUUCUUGGUUCGCAGACACGAGCUGCCACCUGGCAGACGCAAGUGCAAAGUUGCAAUUUGGCGCGAAGAGUGUGAGUGGUACUUCCUCUUGCUACGCAACUCGAUCUGAUAUGCUGCGUGAUGAAGCCGAACUCAUGAACGGCCCACCGUCCUCCUAUUGUCAACGCCAGCAGGGCCGCUGCACAGGACGACUCUGGGAACGUUUUGGUCCAAAACCACCUUCUCCGAAGACCCCAGUCAGCCUGGACGUGGCGGAUUGGGAUGGCGAUGGCACGUUGGAGAUCGUAACACUAUCCAACAAUGGAGUGGUGGUGCAGGGGUCUCAGUACAUUUGGAGGCAGGGCAAUGGCAUGACUCUGAGGGUUGCAUGGGCGGACUCAGAAAAGUCCUUUGACUUGGGGAAUUCUUCCGGUAUGCGGCCGCAGUUCUCGGUUUUUGAUUGGGAUGCAGACGGACAUUUGGAUGUGUUGAUUGGAAGUGAGGAUGGCAGCCUCGGGUUCUUCAAAGGCAUUGGUGAUGGAGAAGUGGCGUUUUUAGUAGAUCUACAGCCAUUCUCUGCAGUCAGAGGAUAUAAUUGCUCCGCCCCAGCAAUGACAUUUUGGAACGAGGACAACUAUCCGGAUUUGGUUUUGGCUCACGGCUGCCAGGUGGACAUCCUUCUUGGGACAGCAGAUGGCUCGCUUGAGAAGUCACAGACAUUGUUAUUUGCAAACAUUGGUGCAUGCCCUUCUCUCGCACAUUCUUCACACGUCGAAUGUUCUUUAGUCCCCGCAGUCUGGGACUGGGAUGGCGAUGGCCGCCCCGAUGUGAUCGUUGGAGACAAGGAGGGCAAGCUCCACCUUUGCAGCUCAAAGAAUGAACUACAGUGUUCUGACAACGAGUUUGGCGGCCUGGGUGUGGGCAGCUUUGCUUCUCCAGCAGCCUGUGAUUGGGACCACGACGGUGCUCCAGAUUUGCUGGUUGCCCGCACAUUGGAGGAAACACCUUACAGGUUUCGCCGCAAUGAGUCAAGCGUGGUUUUGAUGAACCCAGCAAGUCCACUUGACCACCUUGAUGUUGGUGCGAAUGCAACGCCUGUUCUGGUUGACUGGGACCUUGAUGGCCACUUAGACCUUGUAGUCGGGAGUGCUGAUGGAAGAGUGCGGUACUUUCCGUGGCAGAAUGGCACCUUCCAUCCAACCAAUGACUUGGACAACCCCUUUCAACACGUUGAUGUGGGGUCGCAAGCAGCACCGGCUGUCGUGGACUGGGAUUUCGAUGGAUAUCUCGACUUGGUGGUUGGUAGUGCCAAGGGCACCUUAUCCUUUUUUCGUGGUGAAGCUGGAGGGAUGGUUCUUCCUGAAGCAGAAGAGCACCCUUUUCGCUUCAUCCAUGUAGAGAGUGGUGUGGCCCCCGCCUUUGCUGAUUGGGACGGAGAUGGUGACUUCGACUUGGCAAUUACAUUUCCACAGAAGAAUGAGUCUGGCAUUCUCUACUUCUCCAACAAGGGUGGGAAGCUGGUCUCUGAGCCAUCACCUUUUUCGUAUGUGGACGUGUCACUCAUGCGUGGCAGUGGUGUCAAUAUGAAUCCCCGCUGCAUGCAACUGGUCGACUUCGAUGGGGAUUUGGAUUUGGAUUUGCUGGUUGGCACCCUGGGUCGUGUGUGGUUCUUGGAACAGUUUGAUGAUGGCACCUUCUACCAUGCCAAGGGUCGGAAUGACCCUUUCGAUACAGGGCUUCUUUUGUCAAAUCCUUGCCCAGCCUUUGGUGACAUAGACCGGGACGGAGUGGCUGAUCUAGUGGUGGGUGAUUCUGACGGCCGGCUGAUGAUUUUUCAGCACAAGCCCGUGCCACACAUGGGACUUGGGCUGAGCGUGCGGGAGAGCCAAAACCCCUUGGCUUUUCUGCGCCCAAGAGGGACGACACCUCGACGAACAGCUGCUGUGGACUGGGACGGGGAUGGUCGGUUGGAUCUCAUCGUUUUGACAGACAUCGCCAACCUCUUCUUACGUCAAGCAGAUGGUCAUCUUGCACUGGAACCGGACACUGAGUCCUUGAAGAUGAUAGGCACAGUCGAGUCAAGCUUCCCUGGGGUGCUCCGAACUGUCGAUUGGGAUUUCGAUGGAGACACGGAUUUUGUUUUAUUCUGCGUACGCGGUGUUUUCUUAUUUGAGCGAAUUGGCGACCAGCUGGCUGCGCCCAAAGCACUUUUGCCUCCUUCUGCCAUUGUGUUUGGCGGUGAUGUGGUUGACUGGGAUGAUGAUGGGGAUUGGGAUAUGGUCCUAAUUCCAACUCGCUUUACUCUAGGAAUCCAGCUUGCAUUGCAAGAAAACAGUGAAUUCCACAUUGUGUCAUAUGAUGAAAACCCUUUCCGAGCCAUUGUAUUGGCGGGAAACGUUGAAAAUCCGACCCUGGCUGACCUUGAUGGCGAUGGUCGCUUGGAGUUGCUUGUGGGCAGGGGCGCAGGCGAGAUAUUCAUUUGGCGACAGGAUUCUACAGGGGUUUUCGUUCACCAGGAUCAACUGGAUGCACGCAUACAAGGUGGUUAUUCAUACCCCAUGGCAGUUGACUGGGACGGGGAUGAUGACUUGGAAAUCAUUGUGGGUUCGAUUGGGCUCGACUACUUCGAGUUUGGUGGGUGCGAGCUCCCAGACGCUUGCUUUGUCAAUGGAGGCUUUUGCCAUAUGGGAGCUUGUGAGUGCGCACGCGGACAUGACAGGAACGAUUGCUCUGGAUGUGCUGCCGGCUACUCAACUAUUUCCAGAAGCUCACAGACUGGACACCAAUGCCAUCCCUGCCCAGGUGUCGGUUCAGCUGCUGGCCCGUGCAGUGGGAAGGGACAGUGCUUUGACGACAAGUUCUCAUUCCUCCAGCCAGAGAGACGCGGCAUUGGCAACAGCAGCUGUGUGUGCAAUACCGGUUUCUUUGGUGUGGAUUGUAGUCACGGCGAAUGCCCUCCGGGGACAGACCCAACUCUUGAUCGAGAAACUGAGACUCUACACUGUCGCCCUUGUAUGCCUGGCCUGGGUAAGCCAGCAGCUGGCAACGAUGCUUGCCAGCCGUGCCAACCUGGGAUGUUCUCCAAUGGCUCCGGCUUUUGUCAACCUUGCAAGCAGGGAAUGCACCAAACUACCUAUGGCAUGGCAGCUUGCGAAUUAUGCCCAGCAGGGAAGGUGCCAAGCAGAGAUGCCACCUAUUGCUGGCCUUGCCCUCAGGGCACCUAUGCCACCACAGGCAAUGCAAUCUGCCAUCCAUGUGACCCAGGAUCCUAUCAACACACCACUGGCCAGACCUCUUGCCAACCAUGUCCCGCAGGCUUUUCCACGGAUGGGACCUCAUGCAGCAGAUGUCCUGCAAACUCCUUCAGCAAGACCUCGCUGAUGGGCUGCCAACCUUGUCGUGGCUUCACCAAACCCAACCAGCAGCGCACUGGCUGUGUUCCUUCCUGGGCUAAGCUUGCAGGCGCGAUUGUCUUCCUGUUCUUUGCAGCUUUUGCUCUUUGGCUGUUGCCGUACUUCUGGGGAAUUCAACGUCACAUCGCUGACGUGGCAUGGUCGCACACUGACGAAGCGGUGAUUGUCACCACACAGAGGAAACAUAAUUUUGGCACCAAGCUGAUCGCAGUGGUCUUUGAAGAGACUGGCGUUCCGUGGCUGGACAAGCCUUCAACCGACGUGGCUGACAAGACCACCCCAAUUCUAUAUGUCAAAAAGACAUCUCCAACACAGAUGCGAGUCUAUGCUGAGCCUGGUCUCUUGUUGUGCAAGCCAAGCGAGACAUCCAUCGGGAGCUUACGGCCCCGUCCCUUCGCAGAAGCCUUUGGGAGUUGCUUCUUGGGCAUUCCACUCAUCAUAUGGAUGGGUGUAUCCAUUGCAGGGAUGAUUGCCAUGGCUUUGCUCAUCGACAUUCCUUGGUGGUAUUUCAUCGUUACCUUUUCGCUUGACCUUCUGGCAAUUGGAGUGCUGCGGCUGCUGGGAAGGAGGCGUGAUGCUACGACUCCUCUGCGGACUUUGCUUGAUGCAUACAAGGUCAAACUUGUGCCGGCCAAUCCACUCCGUUGCCCUCCUGGGCCCCGACGAUCUGUUAGUGCAGGGAAACUCGGUCGGCUUGAGGAACAUUUCCGGCCCAUACUUCAGCGAAGAACUAUGUACUAUGUAUGUCCAAACAUCGUGAAGCCACUCACGCAAGAGAAGGAAGUCUCUUUUGCUGAACUCGUUGGAUGUGGCUCAGUGGAUUGGUUUAUCUCUCACUUCUGGGGCCUUCCGUUCGGCGAUUUCAUCCAAAGUACCCAACAACAUGCCAGACAUCAUGCGGGUGAGCGAUGGGAGGAGGUGCGGUACUGGAUCUGCACUUUCAGCAACAACCAAUGGAAGCUUGAAGAGGAGAUCCCAAGAGAUGCGCCGCCCACGGAGUCUUCCUUCUACAAGGCCUUGGUAUCUCCUACUUGCCAUGGGACCGGCAUGAUGAUGGAUGUCGACGUAACUCCUUUGAAGAGGUCGUGGUGCUUGUUCGAGAUGCUCCACACCUUCAGGCAACGAGAUCAUGCGAAAGAGCGAGCUUUGCCCUUCCAGGGGUUGUUUAUGCUCACACCGCAGGGUGUUCUGAAUACAGGCCGAGGGAGCUUGGACACUGCACUGCGAAUUGGCCAAAAACUCACCACAUUGAAACUUGAGGAGGCAACGGCCACAGAGACGAUAGACAAAGAAAAGAUUGAUGCAGAGAACCGCCUGGGGCACGGUCUGGGACAAGCUCUCCUCUCAGCUUCCCCGAGCUGUCAUGACACAAUGAAGGUACGAGCUCAGGAAGGUGGAUUUCCAGCCAUCAACAAUAAGCUUCGGUCGGAGAUCUGCCAAGUGCUUGAGCAAAUGGCGUCUACAUUCAAUUCCGACCUCUCAGAGCUGACCCAGCAGCUUCGCCAGAGAAAUGCCGAGAUUGCGGAGUCAGAGAGGAAGCGUGGCGAGCCUGUGAGCUCUGAAACGAGUACCACUCAGUCUGAUGAAUCGGAGCCUGCUUCAAAGACUGGAAGUGCAUACUUUGGGCUCUGGCAAAGGCUUGGUGGCUUUGCUUGGACAAACUGGUCUUCGGAAUAGCUUUUCUAUGUGACACGUGAGACUAAGCUGCCAGACGGCAAGUAACUGAUGUGUAGAUGAUUGCAUGGUUAGCCCGUGCAGGCCACUCACUUAAUCCUCUCCUUUUGUCUAGAUGGCGCCAUGGCAAAGCAGCAAAUCCGUUGACUGACUCCAAUGUUUGACCAGCGUUCAGCGGCACACACACACACACAUCAUGGGAAUUGACGCUGCCUGGGCGCCUGUGCCAAGUUGCGUGAAUUUGGUGAUCGCACCAGUUGAUUGUCCGUGUUUUAGUUGCAUUUUGAUUACCUUGGAAGUAGGGCACAGAGGCCUCAAACAGACCUCAAAGUGCAGACGUCAAGGGAUAAUGCGAGACUUCUUUUUCCCACAACUUUGAACUUUUUUGGCUCCACAAGUGAGCUCUCUCUCUGCCGAAAUGGGCGAGGCCGGUGAGGCCAAAACCGAAGCGCCAAAAGAGGCUUUGCGUCAAUGCUUUUCGUUUGAGUGCCAAAGGGCAUAGCUGCUUGUUUCUCCUCGCAAAACAAGCAACAUUUGGUUUGAAGGAAGGACUAUAGGUGGCGAUGCCGGCCUCAGGUACAGGCACACUGCUUGUACUCUUGUGGCAAAUGGACUUUGGACCCAGACACAGCGUGCAAAUGUUCUGAGCUUGCAGCUCCGGCUUGAGAGCGUUUUAGUGGAACGGGUGUGGCGAUCUUGC